GCUUAUCAGUGGUCGAGGCUGCCUCCGCCUCCCCGCCCACCCCACCCUCUCCCAGAAGGACUCAGAAGCGAGGCGGAGCCCCUGCCGCAGAGGCUGGGCGCGGUGGCAGCGGGCCCCGUCCUCGGACCCCGCCAGCGCCAUGUGGCUUUCGCUGCUGCUGCUGCUGCUGCUGCUGCUGACGGUCCUCUGCAAAGGGCAGCUGCGGCUGUCCGCAGGCAGCUCCCCGAACCCCUUCUCCGAGGACGUCAGGCGUCCCCCCGCGCCGCUGGUGACCGACAAGGAGGCUAGGAAGAAGGUUCUCAAGCGAGCUUUCUCAGCCAGCCAAGUGCCUGAGAAGCUGGAUGCAGUGGUGAUUGGCAGUGGCUUUGGGGGUCUGGCUGCAGCUGCGAUUCUGGCCAAAGCUGGCAAGCGAGUUCUGGUGCUGGAACAAAACAGCAAGGCAGGAGGCUGCUGUCAUACUUUUGGACAGAGAGGCGUUGAGUUUGACACAGGAAUCCAUUAUGUUGGGUCCAUGCAAGAGGACAGCAUUUGCCGUUUUGUCUCGGAUCAGAUCACAGAGGGGCAGCUGGAGUGGGCUGCCUUAUCCUCUCCCUUUGACAUCAUGGUACUAGAAGGGCCCAAUGGCCGAAAGGAGUUCCCCAUGUACAGUGGGGAGAAAGCUUAUGUUCAGGGCCUCAAGGAGAAGUUUCCCCAGGAAGAAGCUGCCCUUGACAAAUAUGUAAAGCUGGUUAAGGUGGUGUCCCGUGGAGUCAUCCAUGCCAUCUUGUUGAAGAUGCUCCCGUUGCGCAUAGCUCAACUCCUCAGCCAGUGUGGGCCGCUUACCCGGUUCUUUCCAUUCCUUCGUGCGUCCACCCAGAGCCUGGCUGACGUCCUGCGGCAGCUGCCAGCCUCCCCGGAGCUCCGGGCAGUGCUGAGCUACAUCUUCCCCACUUAUGGUGUGACCCCCAGCCACAGUGCCUUUUCCAUGCAUGCUCUGGUGGUUGACCACUACAUAGAAGGGGCCUUUUAUCCCCGAGGGGGUACCAGUGAAAUCGCCUUCCACACCAUCCCUGUGAUUCAGCGGGCCGGGGGCGCUGUCCUGACCAGUGCCACUGUGCAGUGUGUGUUGCUGGACUCAGCUGGGAAAGCCUGUGGUGUCACUGUGAAGAAGGGUCAGGAGCUGGUGAACAUCUAUUGCCCCAUCGUGAUCUCCAAUGCAGGACUCUUCAAUACCUAUAAGUACCUGCUGCCUGAGAACGCCCGCUGCCUGCCAGGGGUGAAGCAGCAGCUAGAGAUGGUGCGGCCUGGCUUGGGCGUCUUCGCCGUUUUCAUCAGUCUGCGAGGCACCAAGGAGGACUUGGGUCUGCAGUCCACCAACUACUUUGUCUACUUCGACACAGACCUCGACAAAGCAAUGGAGCACUACCUCUCGAUGCCCAGCGAAAAGGCUGCAGCACACGUGCCCUUCCUCUUCAUCACUUCCUCGUCAGCCAAGGAUCCCACUUGGGAGGACCGGUUCCCAGACCAGUCCACAAUGAUCGUGCUGAUGUCCACCUGCUAUGAGUGGUUUGAAGAGUGGCAGGAGGAAGCGACAGGGAGGCGGAGCAGCGACUAUGAGACCCUCAAAAACUCCUUUGUCGAAGCCUCCCUGUCGGUUGUCAUGAGGCUGUUCCCCCAGCUACAGGGGAAGGUGGACAGUGUGGCCAGAGGGUCCCCACUGACCUACCAGUUCUAUCUGGCUGCUCCCCGGGGUGCCUGCUACGGGGCGGACCAUGACCUGGACCGCCUACAUCCUCACGUGAUAGCCUCCAUGAGGGCCCAAAGCCCCAUUCCCAACCUCUACCUGACAGGCCAGGAUAUCUUCACCUGUGGGUUGAUGGGGGCCUUGCAAGGGGCCAUGCUGUGCAGCAGCGCCAUCCUGAACCGGAACUUGUACCUAGACCUGAAGAAGCUUUACUCAAGGAUCCAGGCACAGAAGAAGAAGAAUUAGUUCAGUAAGCAAUGAGUUUGAGGAAUCCCGCCGGAUCUCUGGCACAGCCCUUGAUUUAGCUAUGUCUUUCUGUACCGGUUCCCUCCUCACAUAAAGCACUCUAAUUUGUUUCUGAUUUCUGACUAGAGGUCUGACACACAGGUCACAGUCCUUAGAUCACAGUUCUCAAGCUGCAGCUCUUCCAGCUGGGCAGGUGGUGAGCUCUCAGACCUCUAACAUGUUGUCCCUGCUAAAAGGCCCGGUGUGGGCCAGUGACUUGGACAGCCUGUCUUGUCAAGCAGUGCUUUGCAUACCACACUCCCAUACCUCCCAACUCUGAGCAGUCAGAAGUCAAGUAUCCUUUUGGUCAGAUGGACAGAACCUUCAGUGUUGGCCAGCUGCAGCAGCUCGGUCCAGCCGUCUCGAGGCUUCUCCUCUUCCAUUCUCCACGCUGUGCUGCAGCAGCUCCACGCUACUGAGGAUAAAGGGUGCCUGAAGAGGUUUUUGUCAAAACCUGGGCAUGGUUUUGCUUGUAGUCCCAUAGGUUCAGAGGCCCCCAGAUCCCAUUUUUGUUGGUUCCAAGGGCUCUUUCAGAGGGUGGGGAAAUGCCUAUGACAGGCUCAGUGUGACUGACUGAAGACAUUAGUCAGCCAAGUAUAUGUUAGAAUAUCCAAUUCAUAUACAGACAGGCCCUAGGUUGGUCUUCCUUAUUUCCAAGGUGACGCUGGGUCUUCAGUGGGCCAGCACCAAGAUACCCUCAUGGAGCUCAGUACUGAGCCUCAAGGUUUAUCUUCCAAAAAUCCACACCAAAGGGUGACAUUAGCAGUUGGGGUACAGGACUGAAAAGAUGACUUCACUGGGGUUGAAGCAGGCUGAAAGAGCAUUCCUGGCCAAGGGUAUAGCAGAGGACAAUCACAGAGGUAACUGGAAGACAAAUCAGCCAUCAGCCAGCUACCUCCUAGACCCAGAGGUAGGAAGGAGUGGGGCUGGAAAUCAGGAUCAGAAUGUGGAAAGCUACAGAAUGUGUGCAGAGGCCUGGGAUGGGGUUCCUGUUUAUUGGUACAUAUGUAGGGAUUAGAUGGGAAGCUGAACAAAGGCUUUUUCACUUAUAUUAGACCUUAUUUCUGUCAAUCUUAUUACCAUUUUAAUAAAUUUAAUGAUUUUAUAGCUUUAA
This is a messenger RNA of Neomonachus schauinslandi (Hawaiian monk seal), 3122 nucleotides long. RefSeq names its product retinol saturase (gene RETSAT). The transcript is spliced from 11 exons. The record is from RefSeq and is a predicted model, not a curated record. Bases 140 to 1969 code for a protein of 609 amino acids. NCBI's taxonomy places the organism in Eukaryota, Metazoa, Chordata, Mammalia, Carnivora, Phocidae.